Messenger RNA from Penaeus chinensis, 865 nucleotides. Its product is annotated as PE-PGRS family protein PE_PGRS11-like. The transcript is spliced from 2 exons. The record is from RefSeq and is a predicted model, not a curated record. Lineage: Eukaryota; Metazoa; Arthropoda; Malacostraca; Decapoda; Penaeidae. The coding region runs from base 83 to 769 and encodes 228 amino acids.
GCGGCGACGUGAGAGGGAAUGUGGACUACAUAUAUAUAAGGCGUUACUCACUGGUCAGACAGCACCUUCAACUACCUUCAGCAUGAAGCUCCAGAUUUUGUUCUUGGCGUUCGUGGCUGCUUCGUCAGCGGCUCCCCAGGGUUACAGCCCCCCAAGCAAUUCCUACAAUACCCCCUCCUGCAGCGCCGGGCAGGUUCUCCACGUGGACGGCAGAUGUGUCACGCCCAGAGUCAACCGUAAAGUCUACGUGUUCGAUGCACCGGCUGUUCCGCAAUCUUAUGGACCCCCUCCCUAUAUCCCCGAGCCAGUCGUGAACACUAACAUCUUGUUCAUCCGAACUCCCGAAGCAGGACAAGGGCCGGAUCCCAUUAUCGUGCCUCCACCCCAGGAGAAACACGUCGUGUACGUCCUCAACAAACAGUCACAGCAAGGCCAGAGAGUGAUCGAGGUUCCAGCAGGACCAGCCAGCAGCCCCGAAGUUUACUUCGUGAACUACGCUGACGGCGAGAACCCAACCCUUCCUAGCGGAGUUGAUCUGCAGACUGCUUUGAAUGCGGCAUCUCAGGGCGGCGGUCAAGUGAUUGGAGGAGGCAGCGGUGUCGGCGGUGGUUUCGGAGGCAGCGGUGGAUUCGGAGGCAGCGGUGGUUUUGGAGGCAGCGGUGGUUUUGGAGGGAGCGGUGGAUUCGGAGGAAGCGGAGGACACGGAGGAGGCCUUGGAGGUGGAGUUGGAGGUGGCAUCAGUGGAUCCUACGGAACACCCUCUAAAUAACGUUACAUCUUUGGAGGGUUAAAUGAAUAUACCAAAAUACUUUGUAUAGCUUUAUAUAAGACAUAUUUUUACGAUAAUAAAGUCAGCUUGAGUUAA